This is a messenger RNA of Somion occarium, 4136 nucleotides long. NCBI's taxonomy places the organism in Eukaryota, Fungi, Basidiomycota, Agaricomycetes, Polyporales, Cerrenaceae. The record is from the annotation of a GenBank genome assembly.
GGCUACAUGAGUAAGUAUUCUUCUGUGUGACGAUGUGACAUUACAUUUUCUUCCGCCCAACCUCCAUCUUCACCUUAGGUUCUUUGGUGUGAACGUUCAGGUUCCACCUCUGCGACGAGAAAGUUCGCAUUUCUUUGCUGUGGGUAAUCAGAGGUCCUACUUGCAGGCUCUGAUUAAUACCGAAUAUCUAGCAGGGCUCGGUGCGGAUCUCGGGUAGAUUUAGGUGGACCGACAAAUGUCGACAAGACAAAACAAGAAGCGUAAGGGGCGAAAUAAUGUGCUCAAUCGCGAACGCACUGUCACCACACUCACGGAGGGUCCUGAGGGCACGUUUCUGAUCCCAACACCCACUGACGAACCUGCACCGUCUGCCAACAUCAUGUCUACACCAUUCUCUGUCGCAUCUAGUGCGGCUGCCACGGCUGGCGGCUUACCUCCCAAUUUUGCGAUGACUGGCGGAUUUGGACCAUUUUCAAACUACCAUCAACAUUACAUGCCUGGUCCGAUGGCUGGUCCUCCUUUCCAGCAACAACAGCCACCACAGUUCUUCCAACAGCCGCCGUCUGGUCCUCCUGGACAGUCUGACCUGGAAUUGCUCGAAAGGCUCAAGGAGACGAUAAAGAACAACCAGCAUGAAAUUUUUCGACCUGUUCCUCAACCUGAUGCUCUUGCCAGUGUUUACCUCGGUCCUCGGCCUGCAGUUUCGCAAGUCCCUCCACACCCAGAACAGAUUCCUAUGGCUCAUGAAUACGCAUCUAUGAGCGACAGUGCCGCUGGUGUGUCUUCUGGCAACAACGGCGUUGGCGCCACGUCGGCAAUCGCGGGUGACGCGCGUCGUCUCCGUGCGCAAGGUUCGGAUUCAUGGGACAACGCAAGGAAAGCGGGACCCGAUAGUGGAGUGACGCCACAAGUGUCUACUACAAAUAAUACUGGCUCUCAGAGAUAUGACCUUAGCUCUGGUAUGUCUUCUGCUGUGUCCAAGCCUGACAACCUCGAAGCGGAUACAACUGGUCCCCCUGGUCUCAACACUCAACCCUCGUCGCCCACUGCUGUCCAGCGUCAGCGGUCUCAACCUGAAGCACAAUAUGCCCACGGGAAUCUCGACAAGAUUACACUUGGUGAGUCGGUCGAAGUCAAGAAAGAGGAGAUACCUCCUCGACUUCGCGACUCUACUUGGAAUCAAAGGCCUGGUUCUCUGGACGACAUGAAGUCCUCUUUCAAUGACCAUGUUCGCAAUGGCAAUAGACCUGAAGCUCGCUACAAUGACAACAAUCGUAGUCGGUUCUAUGACAGAGAGAGGGAUCGAGACCGAGACCGGGAUAUCAACUGGGACAGGGACCGCGACCGUGUCGGUCCCGGAAUCCGCGUCAACAAUCGUGACAUUGACAGGGAUCGCCGUAACGAUGAUAGGUUUAGGCCCGACAACCGCCGUCCUACAGCUGAUCAACGUCACUAUGAACCACGUUACCCCCAAGGUCAAGAAGGCGGACUGAGACGAUAUGAUACCAAGUCGUCCAUCUCCUCUGCUCCCGAACUUCCAGCAACCGCAAAUGCUGCUCCUGCUUCUCGAGUAGAAGACACCAGAGAGCGGGACCGUGUUGGUCCUCCCGUGGACACCCGUGUGCCUCGGCCUUUGGGUGAAGAACGCUCUUCGGGCUCUCUUAGACUGGCUGAAGACAGAGACCGUCGCCCACCUCCUCCCUUGGAUGAUCGUCGACCUCCUCCUGAUGACCGUCGUCCGCCGCCUGAAGACCGCCGUCCUGCAUUUGAUGAUCGUCGUCCUCAAGAUGAUCGACGUGGACCUCCGCCUCCCCUUGACCGUGAGCGUUCAUCAAGAGCUUUGGAUGAUCGACGUCCGCCUCCUCCAGCUGCCGUAGACCGCAGACUUCCGCUUGACGAUCAUGAUCGCCGUCGAUCCCCUGGUCCAGGUGGUCCUGGCUACAAUAAUGAUCGUCCAGUAAGACCACUACCUCUCGAUGACCGUCGACCUCCUCGUGCUGGCUCUCCUCCUCCGCCACCUCCUGCUCUCAGCACUGGGGACCGCGGGCCUCCUGAUGACAGAAGACCACCUCCUGCCAGUAGGCCUAUUGACCGCACAAGGCAAGUUGCUGCACCACCUGCACGAGGACCGCCUCCUGCAGCCGAAGAUAGACGACAACUUCCUCCUGCUCCUCCUCCGGCUUCUACUGUUGUAGAUCGUGAUCGUCAAGGAAGACCUCCUGUAGAUGAUCGGAGUGGUACAAGAACCGGCGUGUCUACAGCUGUUACUCCUUCUGAUGCUUCUACUCGACCUCCUGUCGCAGAUCGUGACCAUCCUAUUGCACGACCUCCUCCUCAUGUUGAAGAUAGAGAUAGGAAUGUACGCUCACAUAUUCCGUUGGAAGAACGAAUAAGUCGACCAGUACCUACUUUGCAGGAAAGACUGGGUGGUAGGCCUGAACAAACGCCUACGUCAAGAACUGAAGCUGCUCCUAUUACUUCAAGUGAACCUCGUCUGCCUGUUGCACCUGAAUCUACUCUCCGCCCAGCUGAUGCCAGGGGUGAAGCCCAUACUGAAGCUUCUCGACCACCACCUGCCAUAUCAACAGCGGAAGAUCGCGGUCGUCCCAUCAUGUCUGACAGAUUCGCUCGCGGAGGUGCUCCUCCAGCAGGCGAUCGUGAACGUACUCGGACAGGACCCAUACCAUCUCACACUGGUCGUGCCCCAUCCGUUGUUCGGGAUGAUAGAACGUUCAAACCUCGUUUACCAACAGUCUCACCAUCCAGAAGAAAUGAAUAUCGCCCUGGCUAUCGACCUCCAGCAGAUUAUGAUAGGGAUAGAAGGCCUGAUAGUUCAGUGAUGGAUGUCGGUAAUCCGCCAAGAUAUGGCGCUAACGAUCGACCAUAUCGUCGGCCAUCCCCUACUGCCUACGAUCGCUCCGAUCGUAGCUGGGUCCCUGCUGCAGAUGCCUUCCCUGCAGACAGUGCUCGUCGCCCUCCGCCGGAUUCACACCCCUUCUCGCGCGAAUGGCGUGAGGACGAGCGAAGCUUUUCUCAAGAUUGGGAUCGAUGGCGGGAUCCUGAUCGUGAAAGAGACCGCGAGUUUGACCGUGACUCGCGAUUCGUUGAGCGUGAUGCUUUACCUCCUGCAGCUCCUCCUGCGACAUGGGAUCGUGACCGCAGGAUAUCCUACCCACCUGCCGCAGAUGCGCCAGCUGCCCCCGCGAGGCCAUUCGAACCACGUCCUUUGAGUGCACGCUUGUCGGACACCUAUCCUCCAGACGAUAGAGAUCGUGUCAUUGACCGGGACCGACCGUUUGCUAGGGAUUUUGAGCGCGGACGUUAUCCAGCUGACGAGCCUCCAGCAGCGUUCAACCGUGUUCGUCCUCGCAGCCCAAGCCCUGCAGGCUCUCUUCGUCGGCAUACAGAUGACCUUCGUCCACCUAUGAAACGUGUCAGAGAUGACGCUUAUUCUGCUGGUUAUUAUUCACCGCCUUCAGCCGUUAUGGAUGUUUCAUCUGACUACUCCCAUUCACAUGUUCCUGCCCGUCUGCGUACACCACCUCCAGCCGCUGGUUAUUAUGACGAAUCCCGAGGUGGGGGAUACAACGUCACCUCUGCAGCUAGGGGUGUCUCGAGGGAAAGAGAUUUUGCGGAUGCUAGGGACGCAUAUGCGUACGAUCGUCGGGAUGCACGGAUGCCUCCUCCCCCUCCUCCACGGCGCUCGCCACCUCCUUAUGGAAGAGCUUAUGACAGGGAUGAUCGGCGUUAUAUACCUCCCCCUCCCCGGCCUUGAGCCCGAAACAUUUCAUGUUUGUUAGGUCGGUUGAAUGUAUUGAGACAUCCGCAUGGGAACCCUGACACUGACAGCUUAUUUUCACAGUUGCUUGGCACGUCGACGUGUAUUCAUUGAAGUGCGUCUUCUGAACAUCGAUGUCUCCACUGUUGGAUGGUAUCUGCCUGUUUGUAUCCAUGAUCUAUGUGCUCUGAAUUUACGACUAUCUAUGUCCCUUAUGUAUAUACUAUCUUGAUUUUACGAUUGCGUCCACUACGCAUCGUGUAUGUAAUUUAUGACCAUGCAAUGCAGCCUGCCUAUUUGGUCAGUUGUUGUAUUCCGGAGUGUAGACUUGGGAGCGAAAUAAGGCACGCUGACAGCA